Topomyia yanbarensis is the source of this 483-nucleotide messenger RNA. RefSeq lists its product as uncharacterized. Gene Ontology annotation, molecular function: DNA binding. The record is from RefSeq and is a predicted model, not a curated record. The transcript has a single exon. NCBI's taxonomy places the organism in Eukaryota, Metazoa, Arthropoda, Insecta, Diptera, Culicidae. The coding region runs from base 1 to 483 and encodes 160 amino acids.
AUGCCUCGAAACUACAAAAGGAAGACCUGUCGUAGGAGCUGGAGCAAAGAACAGUUGAAUCUUGCGAAAGAUGCUGUCAGUGAAGGUGUUUCCAUAAAAUGUGCGGCAAAAUCGUUUGGUAUUCCAAGAAUCACACUAUUGGAUCACGUCCGUGGCAAGGUGACGAAAUCAAAACUCGGACCAAAAGAAACCGUCUUUACGGCAGAUCAGGAAAAUGAAUUGAUACAUCAUAUGCAUGACUUGGAGAGUCGAUUCUAUGGAAUUACAAAAGACGACAUUCGUCAACUAGCCUUCGAACUUGCCGAAAGAAACGGGAUACAACAUCCAUUAAACAAGCAAAAAAGAAGAGCUGGACGCGAUUGGCUGUACCGAUUUAUGAAACGUAAUCCGAAACUAACAUUUCGGAAGGCAGAAGCAACGUCCGCCGCAAGAGCCGGGGCGUUUAACAAAGUGUCCGUAGAUUCUUUCUUCGAUAUGCGGUGA